ACGCGCCCUACGCCCUCUAUAUCAUAUUAAAAGUCCUCCAUGUUAAAGUCUAAAAACCCUCAUCCCAACGCCUGGUUCGGCCGCGCGUUCGCCCUGUACUCGUACCGCGGAUCCGCGGGAAAGUCCAGGUCGUACAACACCCGCCGCGCGCUCAGCGCGCACUGCUGCACGCUCUCCCCCAAGUCGGCGGAGAACGAGACGCACUUUUUCUCCACCGUCGUGACGCGCCCGUCAAACUCGGUGGUGACAAAGGCGAACGCGCUGUCCGCCUCCACGCCCUUCGCCACGAACUCCACCCCGCGCAGGGGCGUGCCGAGCGCGAUCCUCGCGAUGGCCUCCUCCUGCGACACCACGACGUCGAACUGGCCGAGCACGCCGGGCCUCGGCAACUUGCCGCCCACAACCGGGUUCCCCGGGUCCUCCAGACUCACCAGCACGACGCACGUCUUGCACCACCGGCUCGCCACGUACGCGUUGGCGCCGUUCACAGCCACCGCGUACGCGCCUUCCAACCGUGUGUCCACCAGGGUUCCGACAAACUCGGGAACGAUGGUCGGGGGCUCGAAUCCCAUGAAGUCCUUCGACAACCGCGCCGGGAGGACGACGACGGAGAGGGAGUUGGACAUCUCCGACACGACGUACGCCGUCUCGUCGACGACGGCGACGGCUCGGGCGCCGCACAGCCUGCGAAUAAAAAACCACGUCAAUCUGAUUGCCCAUGAUGCAAAGAUUAAAAUGCAAAGAAUCACCUGCCCGAACUCAGCCCGCGGGUGGCGUCCGUGGAGCAGUUGGCGAGGUGCGACACGACGCGCGGGCUGA
Molecule: messenger RNA, 819 nt
Organism: Micromonas commoda
Lineage: Eukaryota; Viridiplantae; Chlorophyta; Mamiellophyceae; Mamiellales; Mamiellaceae
Exons: 2
Coding region: 40-819 (259 amino acids)
Source: RefSeq, a predicted model, not a curated record